CUUUUCUGUGUGCAGAUCAUUCGCUAUUAGAAUCCGCAUUCAUUCAAGGGCUAGUAGUAGAGAAGAAGUGUGUUGUCCAGUGUGGUAUCAGUACCUUUAAUUUGCUAGGAAAAUGGCGUCAAUACUGCGUAAAUCCAGCCUUGCCCUGGUCGAUCUGGCAGCAAAAUCCUCUCCCAGGAUUCUGGGAAACGCUGGACAAAGACGUCAUCUUAAUGUACAAGAGCAUAUCUCUUACACAUUUCUGAAUGAAGCAGGUAUUCCAACACCAAAAUUCGGUGUUGCUACAUCGGCCCAGGAAGCGGAGAAAAUUGCCAAGGAUCUGAACACAAAAAAUUUGGUUCUGAAAGCGCAGGUACUGGCUGGUGGCCGUGGCAAAGGAAGCUUUAAAAAUGGUCUCAAGGGUGGCGUGCGGGUUGUUUUUUCCCCACAGGAGGCCAAAGAUAUAUCAGGGAAAAUGAUCAACCAGCUCUUGGUCACCAAACAGACGGGGGCUGCUGGUCGUAUUUGCAACUCCGUAAUGGUUGCUGAACGAAAGUUUCCUCGCCGUGAGUUUUACUUUGCUGUGAUGAUGGAACGUGCCUUUAACGGCCCUGUACUAAUUGCCUCAUCGCAAGGAGGUGUUAACAUCGAGGAGGUGGCCGCUGAAAACCCCGAUGCUAUCGUUUACGAACCAAUUGACAUCAAUACUGGAUUACAAAAAUCUCAAGCAUUGGCGAUUGCCAAUAAAGUUGGCUUGUCAGACAAUGCGGAAGAAACAGCCAAAAUGCUGCUCAAUAUGUACGAUCUUUUUGUUAAAAAAGACGCUCUGCUUAUCGAAAUCAAUCCCUACGCUGAGGACGCUGGAGAAACAUACUUCGCACUGGAUGCCAAGAUGCGCUUCGAUGACAAUGCCGAGUUUCGCCAGAAGGAACUGUUCGCCAAACGCGAUCUGUCCCAGGAGGACAAGAAAGAAGUGGAAGCAUCCAAGUUCGAUCUGAACUACAUCGCGCUGGAUGGUUCGAUCGGGUGUCUGGUGAACGGUGCCGGCUUAGCCAUGGCCACCAUGGAUAUCAUCAAGCUGCACGGUGGCGAUCCGGCCAACUUCCUGGACGUCGGUGGCGGUGCCACCGUGAAAGCCGUUAAGGAGGCAUUCAAAAUUAUUACCUCCGAUCCGAAGGUGCACGCUAUAUUGGUCAACAUUUUUGGUGGCAUUAUGCGUUGUGACGUCAUUGCCGAAGGUAUUAUUCAGGCUACCAAGGAACUGAACAUUAAAAUGCCCAUCAUUGUUCGACUUCAGGGCACCAACGUAAACGAAGCAAAGGAUUUGAUUAAAAAAUCUAAACUACGCAUCCUUCCGAAGGACGAUCUAGACGAGGCCGCUAUGUUGUCCGUUCAUUUGUCACAGAUAGUUCACUUGGCGCGUGAAGCUCAUCUGGACGUUAGCUUCGAGCUGCCUGAUAGCUACGCAGCAUAAAUCUUUCGUUCGUUCGUUCAGUCAAAUCGAUGUAGUACAACCACACUACCCAGCAGCAACUCAAUCAUCUUUUAUUCAUCUCCAGUAACACCCAAACGAACCGACAUAGGGUACAUUUGCAGCCUUUAGCCUAUCUCAAAUUUUAGGUUACAUGUGAGUCCUAAUUUAUUUAAAACUGAACUCCAACGCCUUGAGUUAGUUAAUUUAGCGAAUUGUUGUAACAGAUGUUUUAUUCCUGCUCAGAGAAUAGUAAAAGCAAAUAAGAUUACUUGAAAACUGCCGUUGCGCGGUUACGCACUUUACGAGGAGGAGCUAGCGAAACCAACUCCAAAUUUAACUCGAGUCUAUGCCUAUUAUAGAUGUAUGUGAAACUAUCAGCACCAACGUAUUAAAAAGCACCAUGGACGUGACACUUGUAGAGCUAAAACCGACAGAUUUUGUGUACGCAAGAGAGUGAAAUAAGCUGUCUCGCCCUUUACUACCGUAAUCACUCACAUUUUUAAAUGGAAUAAAUUAUUGUUGACAUUUAACUUUCGGUUUUGUGCAAUUUAGUUGUUUUUCUAUUGCGCUAAAAUUCUAGUUUUGGGAAUGACUUCUAACUGUCUUUGCACAAAACACCUUUCGAACACAUUUCGGAUGGAAGCAAAAAAUCAGCCAAAAGGCCUUAAAAACUAGUAGCUUGUAUACCUACUCUAGCGAAAAGCAAAAACGAAAUUUUGCCCAAUACACAAUGGUGCGAUUGAUUGGACUUACUAUUGGAAGCGCGCGUAUAUCUACAUGUGUUUUGAAAUUUUUUGUAUAUUUAUUUAACUAAGCCAACAUGAUGUUACGGAAAAUAAUAAAAAU
Sabethes cyaneus is the source of this 2299-nucleotide messenger RNA. It is a transcript of the gene ScsbetaA, whose product is annotated as succinate--CoA ligase [ADP-forming] subunit beta, mitochondrial. Bases 113 to 1453 code for a protein of 446 amino acids. The transcript is spliced from 8 exons. The record is from RefSeq and is a predicted model, not a curated record. NCBI's taxonomy places the organism in Eukaryota, Metazoa, Arthropoda, Insecta, Diptera, Culicidae. Gene Ontology annotation, biological process: succinyl-CoA metabolic process; tricarboxylic acid cycle. Gene Ontology annotation, molecular function: succinate-CoA ligase (ADP-forming) activity; ATP binding; metal ion binding. Gene Ontology annotation, cellular component: mitochondrion; succinate-CoA ligase complex.